AUGGUACACCUCUCUCUCGUCCCUCUCAAAGGAAACGCGUCAAGAUGCUUCCCUCACUCGGGUUACCUCGGAAUAUCCCCAGUCACUUUCCAAGGCCUUCUACGCACACGACGCGACCCAGACGACCGUUCACCAAUAGCAGCAACAAUGGUCAUCGUAGCAGUAAGAUGCUACGAGUUCAGGCUAAACAAGGCAGGCACAAUCGCAAAGCAGAACGUACUCGCUUCAGAGGAACACUGUCUAUGGGUGGCAGCGAACGCAAACGAACCAAUCGAGGUCGUCGACUGGGACUUGCCUUUUCGUAUCACCCUUCCCGUAUCCUUUGGCGGCAUCAGCACAGUGUCACAUCAGGAGUACAAGGUGUCGUGGAAGAUCGAAGCCAUCAUACACCACACUCCCAUGUUCGGCCUUGGUAACCGCCUCGUCAAAGCCCUCCCUCUCAACAUCGUCCGAUAU
Messenger RNA from Dacryopinax primogenitus, 456 nucleotides. RefSeq lists its product as uncharacterized. NCBI's taxonomy places the organism in Eukaryota, Fungi, Basidiomycota, Dacrymycetes, Dacrymycetales, Dacrymycetaceae. The transcript has 2 exons. The annotation marks the transcript as partial. The record is from RefSeq and is a predicted model, not a curated record.